Clupea harengus (Atlantic herring) is the source of this 2519-nucleotide messenger RNA. RefSeq names its product thyrotropin-releasing hormone receptor-like. Gene Ontology annotation, biological process: phospholipase C-activating G protein-coupled receptor signaling pathway. Lineage: Eukaryota; Metazoa; Chordata; Actinopteri; Clupeiformes; Clupeidae. The record is from RefSeq and is a predicted model, not a curated record. Gene Ontology annotation, molecular function: thyrotropin-releasing hormone receptor activity. Gene Ontology annotation, cellular component: membrane.
UAGGAGAAGAGAGGAGAGGAGAGGAGAGGAGAGGAGAGGAUUGUUCCAGAGCAGAGGAGAGAUGGAGAGUGUUACUCAAACCCUCCAGCGGCUCCUCAAAGCUUCAGCCAGCGCCCAGACCCUCCACCAGCUGCUCCCCAAUGCCACUGAGAGUGCCCGCAGUGUGACCCUUCUCCAGCUGCUCGUGAACGCCAGCGCCAGCACUGCCCCCCCCCUGCCCAGCAUGCCCCAGACGCCGGCGGAGCUGCAGGCGAUCACCAUCCUGCUGGCGCUGCUGAUCUGUGGCGUGGGCAUCACUGGCAACGUGAUGGUGGUCAUGGUGGUGCUCCGCUCCAGGCACAUGGUCACGCCCACCAACUGCUACCUGGUGAGCCUGGCGCUGGCCGACCUGGUGGUGCUGGUGGCGGCCGGGCUGCCCAACCUCUCCGAGGUGCUGGCCUCCUGGGUGUACGGCUACUGGGGCUGCCUCCUCAUCACCUACCUGCAGUACCUGGGCAUCAACGUGUCGUCCUGCUCCAUCACCGCCUUCACCGUGGAGCGCUACAUCGCCAUCUGCCACCCCAUCCGGGCGCAGUUCAUCUGCACGGUGGCGCGCGCCAAGCGCAUCAUCGCCGGCGUCUGGCUGCUCACCGCGCUCUACUGCACCAUGUGGUUCUUCCUGGUGGACGUGCACGAGACGCGCUACGCCGACGGCGUUCUGGUCGCCUGCGGCUACCGCGUCUCGCGCAACCUCUACACGCCCAUCUACUUCCUGGACCUCACGCUAUUCUACCUGGUUCCGCUCCUGGUGGCUCUGGUUCUCUACGGGCUCAUCGCCCGGAUCCUCGUCAUGAGCCCUCUGCCCGCCAGCCUGGGGGGGCAUGGCGGGGGCAACGGCUCCGUCCACCAGGGCCGUGCCAACAGCACCCUGCAUGGACUCGCAAGCACCAAAGCUAACAAGGGCGCCAUGUCCUCCAGGAAACAGGUGACUAAGAUGUUGGCGGUGGUGGUGGUUCUGUUUGCCCUGCUGUGGCUGCCGUACCGGGCCCUGGUGGUGGUGAACUCCCUGAUGGACCCACCCUACCUGGACACCUGGUUCCUGCUCUUCUGCCGCACCUGCGUCUACGCCAACUCCGCCAUCAACCCCAUUAUCUACAACCUCAUGUCCCAGAAGUUCCGCUCCGCCUUCCGCAAGCUCUGUCACUGCCAGGGCGGAGCCGGCGGGGGGGCGGGGGGCGGGGGCAGCCAGAGGGCACCCAAUCACAACCCUCCUGUGUACUACAGCGCGAUGAAGAACUCCUCCCAGGAGAGCCCGGAGCGCCUGACGGAGCAGGAGGAGCUGAACCCCUACAGCGUCGCCACCAAGAGAGUAAACUUCUCCCCGCAGCCUGGAGGGGAGGACACAGCAGCCAUGUUCAGCAUCGCCUGAGGUCCAGCAGAGAGAGAGUGAGAGAGAGAUGAGAGAGUUGAGCUUCUGUACAGACACACACAACUGACUCAGAACCGUAUGGACCAAUGGGACUGUGAAGGCGAAUCGGACACUGAGGCCUCUAAAAGCAACUCGGUCACAGAGGCUGUUUAUUCACGGACAUCAGAUUCUCUAAAAGCGACUCGGUCACGGAGGCUGUUUAUUCACGGACAUCAGAUUCUCUAAAAGCGACUCGGUCACGAAGGCUGUUUAUUCACGGACAUCAGAUUCUUUAAAAGCGACUCGGUCAAUGAGGCUGUUUAUUCACGGACAUCAGAUUCUUAUAUUCCUGUACUCAGGUCACACUGUGCUUACUUGGUUUGAUUUAAUUGUUUGGUGGGUCAACCCUAUCUGAGGAUUUGAUUGGUUAGUGGGGAAACCCUACCCGAGAAUUUGAUUGGUUGGUAUGGUAGUAGUAAUCUUAAGUAACUUAAAGACAGGUACAAGAACCUAAAGACAGGUACAAGAACCUAAAGAAGCAGAAUCUAAAGACAGGUACAAGAACCUAAAAAAGCAGAACCUAAAGACAGGUACAGCAACCUAAAAAAGCAGAAUCUAAAGACAGGUACAAAAACCUAAAGAAGCAGAAUCUAAAGACAGGUACAGGAACGUAAAGAACAGGUACAGGAACCUAAAGACAGGUACAAAUGCAUGAAGGCAAAAUAUGACCACCCUGUCUAUAAAACUCUAUCUAUCUUUAUUUAUUUUUCAUUGAAAUGUUUUGUAUGGGAAUGUGAAAAGUCUAAUGUUGUGAUAAUGUUGUUGUAAAAGUGCUUGUCAUGUGUAAAUAUUUUACCUGUUUGUGACCCAGGUUUCGCUCGAUGUUAGAAUCACUCAUCUUAACCCAUGCAGAACAUUGGGCCCACGGAACCAUGCAGAACAUUGGGCUCUCAGAACCGUGCAGAACAUUGGGCUCUCAGAACCAGAGACAGACGUUAGCUGUCACUCAGAGCCAGACGUUAGCUGUCACUCAGAGCCAGACGUUAGCUGUCACCCAGAGCCAGACGUUAGCUGUCACCCAGAGCCAGACGUUAGCUGUCACUCAGAGCCAGACGUUAGCUGUCACCCAGCC